Molecule: messenger RNA, 3775 nt
Organism: Girardinichthys multiradiatus
Lineage: Eukaryota; Metazoa; Chordata; Actinopteri; Cyprinodontiformes; Goodeidae
Product: heme-binding protein 1-like
Exons: 4
Coding region: 2545-3120 (191 amino acids)
Source: RefSeq, a predicted model, not a curated record
GGUCAGGUCAGUUUAUUUGUAUGGAAUAAUUCUUACACAAAGAUGUUUAAAAUGGUUUACAGGAAAAUAAAGGAACAAUAAUGAAAUUACAUUUGAAACAAGAUACACGUUAAAAUAAAAAUGUCAAAUUUAGGCACCACACAAAAGCAGAAAAAGAUUACCACUAAUAAAUAGCCAAAACUUAAUAAAGGAAUCUUUGACCUUCUAGGGAAACCUGCAAUAAACAGGUAUACUCCUGGUUUAAAGGAAACCGUUUCUGCUCAUCUCCAGUUUUUAGAGAGUUGCUUGGUGUUUUGGAAAAGGUUGAUCUUAUUGAGAAUUUUGAUGUGGAUUGUACCAGGAGUCAUGAUGGUGUUCACAUUUUCUUCUCCACACGAAUUAUUUUCUCAGAUAUCUCCAACAACUAGAAGGAUUCAACUGUACCACUCCGAAGGUGUUUGUACCUCCUGUGAAAUUUCAGUCUGUCCUCGAUGCUUUUCUUGGACAUAAUUAAUGUUUUUGCUUGUCUUCAUGAUACUACUGUCAAAAAGUUUUUACCUCACUGUGUGUGUAGGUGCAUUCCUGCUGCCUGUGUAAGUAAGCUCUGCACUGGUGGUGAGACUUUAAUGUUGCACACUCCUCAGCAGGAGCCAUCCUGGCACUUGCUUGCUGAAGACACUUGGACAUCCUGAAGCCUUCAUCACUGGAAUCUCUCACCAUUAAGUUUUGAUAAUACAAAACCUGUUCUUUCAUGCAAAGUUAUGGUGAAUAUACACUUUCUUUUAAAGGCAAAGAAAGUACAAAAACAAGAAAAUGAUUGUAACCAACUUCUUUUAUAGAAUUAGGUCUGAUGCAGUCAAGCUGGCUUGAGUUGAUUGGAAAAUGUAUGAAGCUAAAUACGGGGCAAUAAAGGAAAAAUAUCAAUAAGCCUGCCAAACACUUUCCACUGGGGCAGGGGUUUCCCUUUCAGCAGGACAACAACCCUAAAGAUACAGCCAGAGCUGCAAAUGAAUGGUUUAGAUCAGAACAUAUUUAUGCAUUAGAAUGGUCCAGUCAAAGUCUAGGCUUAUAUCCAUUUGAAAAUCUGGGGCAAGACUUUCCAGAUGUACACUGGGAACAUCAGAUCUCACGAGCAUGAUUUAUCCCUACAAAGGGGGGAGUUUCUAGAUGUGCAAAAUUAGACCAGGCAUACCCCAAAAGAUUUGCUCAGGAGAGCGUUGAAUCAUUUAUGAUUGUAAGUAAAGAUUUGUGUCACUGUGAACGGUAUUUUAUGUGGGGCUUGUAUAUCACAGGUUGCUUUUCUAUUAUUAAAAGUGUAUGUUCAAAACUCAAAUUGUAUUGCUUUCAAAAAAGCCCUCAUUUGCAAAUAGAUGGAGUACCCAAAUGUUUCUUAUCCGUCCUUUGACCGUGCUCUUUCCUGACUGGUGGUUUUUGACAUGGGCUACAUGGGCAGUUGCCAAGGGCGUCAUUAAACAUGGGGGAUCCUUAGUACAACCUAUCUGUCAGUUGUGCCCUGAGCAAGUUUUCUAUUGUUUUUGUGCAUAUGCCUGUCAAAGAUUGGUUAGCACCCCUGUGUGUUGAGUAGGGGUCCCCUGUUUGCUGCUAGGACAGAGAGCCAAGGUUAAGCACUUUGUGGAGAGUUGCUCUCCAUUUUAUCCUGCUCGAGAAUCUCAGAUAAUUUCUCACAUUUUAAGUGUUUGGAAGGUUAGGAGAAGGCUGGUCUCAUCCAGGGUGCCAUUCAUGCAAGGACCACCACUGUUUCCUGACCUGCAUUAUCAAAUUCACCCCCCGCCUCACACACACAUAAUUUUACCCUUUCCCUUUUUCUGCUCUUAAUGUGCAGUGGUGACUAACGUUGCCUUCAGUGUGAAUUAAAAUAGACUAACCCUGGAGCAAAGCAGCUCACAGUGGCACAGGGGGAGCAAGAUGUGCGCUCAUGUACAACCCAAACUUCACAUGCACAAACACAGCUGGGCGAAUUAAACUCCAAAUGAAUAGUGACAAACGAACCGCUAGUGUCAAAAUUGAUUUUCCACAGAUACAAGAAGCAAUUAGUAUCCGUCUUCUGAUCCUACCAUCCUGGAACAGGCAUCCGUGACAAACAAUGAGAGAGGAGGCUGAGCAAAGUGGCGCUGAAGGUUUGUAACUUUCACACAGGUAGGAGCUGGAAGACGUGUCUGUUUCUAUAUUGGUGGUUUGAGUAAACGUUUUAACCAAGUCAGCGCAACUUGGACUAUUCUGAGAGGAAUAUAUGUUGGAAAAUGAGUCACGUUAGGUGGUGAUGCGCGUCAAGCUUGGAGGAGAAGAGCGGAAGGCGGGGACAGUGUGGAGGCUGCUUUGGUCAUUGGUUUGUCAAAGGUGCAGACGCUCAGCACCGUCUUCCUCCAAAAAGGGGAGGAAAACAGCUGUUGAGGGAGUUCACAGAGACGAAGUGCUGCGUGUUGUUGUUGAUUUGCAAUCACAGACUGUCUCUCCAGGGAGCUGGUUGCUAGAAAAAAGGGAGAGCAACACCUUUUUUUAAAAAGGGCAAGGAGCGAAGAGAGGAGAAGUGACCAAUCCGAAGCAAUGUUCGGCAUGAUCAGAAAUUCGCUCUUCGGAAAUUCCGAGGAGACCGAGUACAAAGUCCUCAGCAGCGAGACUAAGAAUGGAGUUCGCUUUGAGGUGAGACGUUAUGAUGCUGCAAAAUACGCCGCCAUCUCCUCUGAAGGAAGAACCUAUGAUCAAGUAAUUGGGGAGCUGGUGCGGAAGCUGCUGACGUACAUUGGUGGAAACAAUGAGCAAGGUGAGGCCAUGGGGAUAGCAUUUCCCAUCAUCAUCACAGUAUACCCACGGAAUGAUGGCGUUUUCUCCCGACGUUUGGUAGUGGGCAUCCAGAUCCCCAUCGCCUACCAGCAAGACCCCCCAGCUCCCACUGACAGUGCUAUCAGGAUUGAGGAGCGGCCUGGCAUGACUGUAUAUGCUCUACAGUUUGGUGGCUUUGCGGGGGAGAGCGAGUAUCGGGCUGAGGCGUCCCGCCUGACGCGCACCUUGGGCGAGACAACCCCCUUUCAGCGCAAGCAGUACUUCUGCUGCAGCUAUGACCCACCACUCAAGCCUUAUGGGCGUAGAAAUGAAGUUUGGUUUCUACAGGAGGACCCGUGAAUGGCCAAUCAGUCACAUCUGAUGCUUAAUCCUCUAAAACAAUCUACACCAUUGUUAGGUUCAAAUUAAACAUACUUAACAUUUAAAAACAAACUAGAAUUCAUCUUAAGAAUGACCAAAAUUUAGGAAAGAAGCAAUCAUAUGAAACUAAAUUAGCUUCCACUUGUCGUGAAACAGUGUAAAUAAUUUAUUUUAUGGAGAAUUAUAUUUGUCUUUGAACCUAAUAAGUCCCUGUAGAGUUGAAAUGCCAAUGAGCUACAAUUUGCACAGCUUCAGUUUAAAUAACAGUGACAACUACAGAGAAACGUGAAGACCUAACGUGGAAAAUGGCUGCAAAAGGAAACCUUUCUGAUUAAAAUACAGUGAAGUUUAACCAUAAAGUGGAAUAUGGCUUUAUAAAUGAGCUGUAAGGGGACCUUUGCUUGUUUGGGCUACGACUACACAUACUUUGUUAUAUGUUCAUCUAGAAAGCAUCUGUAUGUUCAGUAAGGACUUUUUGUUUUACUGCAUGAGAUAUUACAAUUUUGAUUUCAUUAAACUCUACGGAGUGUUUUGUGAUCCGUCUGUCCACGUAAGGGUUUUGUGCAUAGUGAAUUUUUUUAAGGCUUGAGUGUUUCUCUGCAUAAUAAAAUACAUGAUUCAGUUAUAGUCUGCA